Molecule: messenger RNA, 1708 nt
Organism: Serpula lacrymans var. lacrymans S7.9
Lineage: Eukaryota; Fungi; Basidiomycota; Agaricomycetes; Boletales; Serpulaceae
Exons: 14
Coding region: 1-1692 (563 amino acids)
Molecular function (GO): monooxygenase activity; oxidoreductase activity, acting on paired donors, with incorporation or reduction of molecular oxygen; iron ion binding
Source: RefSeq, a predicted model, not a curated record
AUGAGCAUCAUAUCGUGGUCCAUCUUGAGCGUGGUUGUGCUGCUUGCAGUGACUGCACGCUACCGUGUGCGGCGUCGAUCCAUCAAGGACAUCAGAGGACCCGCUUCGCCCUCUCGAUUAUUAGGUAACGAAAUGCAGUUUCGCCACGAAGAGGAAGUUGGCGACGUUCAAUUCCAAUGGCUUCGCCAGUACGGUACCACUUGGCGUACUCAAGGAUGCUUUGGGGAGGAUGUGUUGUGGACAACAGACCCAAAGGCUCUUCAGUAUAUCUUCCAUACAUCUGGGUAUCGGUUCCCGAAGACCAAGGCAAUAGAUCAAUUUGCAAAAACUUUCGCAGGUCGAGGGAUGGUUGCUGUUAAAGGCGUGUUGCCCUGCGAUGUCCACCAGCGUCAGAGGAAGAUCUUGAGUCCUGCUUUUUCUGCAGGGCAAUUGCGUACAUUCCUACCGAUAUUUAGACAUUUGGCUUCUCGUCUUAGUCAGAAGUGGAAGGAUGAACUGGAGGCCAGCGUGUCUCACGAAAGUGCUAUCAUCAAUAUCCCUCAAAUGCUGGCCAGAAUGACAUUAGAUGUCAUUGGUGAAACUGCCUUUGACUAUCAAUUUGGAGCGCUAGACGACCAAAAGAAUGAGCUUGCACGUGUCUUUAGGAACCUCUUUGUCGAUUCUAUGCUCCGUCCACCUGCAUGGGACUUGUUGUUCAAGGCUACGUGGCGCUACAUUCCUGAUCCCAUUUUGCACUACGUUAGGCAUUUGCCAACGAGGGAGUACAGCCGCUUCAAACAGUUCCUGGAAACCGCUUUCCGCGUUGGACAGGACCUCGUAGACCAGAAAGCGUCUUCCACGGAAAAGGGUGGUAAAGAUAUCAUGAGCAUCUUGGUGCAAUCCAGCAUUACUGAUGAUGCCAAGAAACGUUUGAACAACGAUGAGAUGCUUUCCCAAAUAGCGACAUUCCUUUUAGCUGGUCAUGAUACAACCGCCAAUACUCUUACCUGGACGCUAUAUGAACUCUCCAAGAGACCAGAAGAUCAGAAGAAAAUACGUGACGAAAUAGUGGCCGCUCGCAAGGAGAUGGAAGCGCGUGGGGAUGAAGACUUCGUCCCUAGUGAUUUCGACUCGAUGCUCUUUAUGAACGCCGUCAUCAAGGAGACUUUGCGGUUGCAUCCUAUUGUUCCCAUGCUCUUCCGAGAAGCAGCCAGUGAGGAUGUUAUCCCCCUUUCUCAACCGAUCGAGACUGUGUCAGGUAAAAUCAUCAAUCAAGUUCCAGUUAGCAAGGGCCAAGUCAUCAAUAUCUCUAUCUGCACAUACAACCGACUACAGAGUGUUUGGGGGGAAGAUGCAGAUAGCUGGAACCCAAAUAGAUUCCUGGACGAUAACAAGGAGAGACAGGCAUCCGUUGGGGUUUUCGCGAACUUAAUGACUUUUUCUGCCGGCAUACGUGCUUGUAUCGGAUGGCGCUUUGCGUAUGUACCGUCCCUCACGAUGGCUUCAGCAGACCCACAAACUGACUACACCCGUUCUUGUUUGUAUACAGAGUGUUCGAGAUGCAAGCUGUUCUCACGGAGCUUAUCGAGACGUUCGAGUUCAAGUAUCCUGAGGGGAUGGACAUCGUGCGGCUCAACUCGGCAAUCAUGUCACCCGCCAUCAAAGGGAAGGUGGAGAUGGGGGUACAGCUGCCUCUGCAUGUCUCGCUCGUGAAUGGAGCCUGAAUGUG